This is a messenger RNA of Botrytis cinerea B05.10, 769 nucleotides long. RefSeq lists its product as hypothetical. The transcript is spliced from 2 exons. The record is from RefSeq and is a predicted model, not a curated record. Bases 206 to 376 code for a protein of 56 amino acids. Lineage: Eukaryota; Fungi; Ascomycota; Leotiomycetes; Helotiales; Sclerotiniaceae.
GGAUCAAACACAGGACUAGAGGAGAACUCUCAAGAAAAUCUCAACUAUUCUCACCAAAAUCCAUCUAUCCCAUCUAUGCCAUUCCCAAUAACUUCAUCUUAGACGGACAACAAGCCCAACCGCCAAGACGGUAGAAACUGAACUUACUAGUCCCUCAAAAGAGCCCGAGUCAGAAUCCCCUUUACAUCUCGCUCCGAGGUCGUCAAUGGCAUUCUACCAUCCCCACCACAACACAUCUAUCAACUCAGCCGCGCAAGCAGCUAAUCGGUCCUUCAUCAUUCUCGCAUCUCAAUCAAAAGAUAUUUAUAAAAACCACUUAGUUCGCACCCCGCACUUACAGGGAGAGAAUUGCCACGCCGGAGAAUAUCACAAAUGAAGCUCUAUCUCCGGACUGAUCCCAAGUCGUUUGAAGAACGGACCGAGAGAGUGUCCGCGUCCUACGCUGGACGGGGCCUGGAUUUGAAAGGCACUGUGAGGAUAGACGGGAAGAAUGCGGAGGUGUGGAGAACCUGAGGAAGUGGACUUUGACAGGUUUGAAAUCGAUGUGUCGUUGGUGGUUGAGACGGGAUGGGAUGGAGAAAUUGUUAUUGGGGUGGACGUUAAACGUGGGGUAGACAGCGGUUGAAGAUGUUAUUACGCAGCACCUGCCUUUUAUGGCGUUGCCGCUCAUAUGCAGGUACUAAACUAGUUCGAAUGUGAUUGGCAUGGUUGUAGUUGCGGAAACGGCCACAACAGAAUGUUAGAGAACUUCAAAGCAAUCAGUUCUGCA